This is a messenger RNA of Babesia bigemina, 2850 nucleotides long. RefSeq lists its product as hypothetical. The record is from RefSeq and is a predicted model, not a curated record. The coding region runs from base 1 to 2850 and encodes 949 amino acids. Gene Ontology annotation, molecular function: protein binding. The transcript has 2 exons. Lineage: Eukaryota; Apicomplexa; Aconoidasida; Piroplasmida; Babesiidae.
AUGUUCCACCCUCGGCCCUUUGGCGGAAUCGCCGGUAUUUUCGCCAAGUCAGCAAGAAGUGACCCUACCAGCCGUAGCGAUGGGUCUGCGGGCCAUGUACCCGACGGUGAAGCUGCUGUGAUAGAUGCACCUGUGCCCCAGCGUUCCGUGUCUCUUCACCGUAACGUGCCCUCCGAGGACAGCGUCAAAGGGUUUCAGAGAUUGUUAGAGGCGCGAAGAAGCAUUGACGAGCCUAGGGCUUCUGCGGACACAAAGGUUUUUACUGAAUUGAAGUUGGCUGCGGAUCUUAAGUCAUUUGGGGAACGAAGACCGUUCACUUCCUCGAAGCCCAUGGCAGAGCACAGGCGUUUCCCCGAUUUCAGGCAGCCGCCUGAGAGCAAGCCGUUGGCAGACAUAGCGGCAUUAACAGAAUUCCUGCAAUCACACACGUCCGUUACUGUCACACCGGCCGCUAGCAGGUCGGAGCCGCCGAAGCCACAAUUGAAACUCGAAAUUCCGGCCGAUGCCGAACAGAAGGCUGCUUCCGAGGCCAUAUACGACAAGCUCUAUCUCCUGCAUCUGAUGUUUAAUAUUCAGCGGAUCAGCACUGAGCAAGGUAUCAGUGUUGUGGAUAGUGCGGCGCCCAAGCUUAAGUUCCUGCCGUCGCACUCUUUCACGCAGCACUCCGCGGGUGCUCGCGAUACCGUGCACGGCCAUCGCGAAGGGUUGAUGGGCUUGUACGCUCAGACGGCUCAGUCGUUGUUUGAUCAAGGUGAGGGUGGUCCUAAAUCCAUGCACAUUGCAUCAGGCCAGAGGCGCAGCUACUUCGACCAGCGCAUACCCAAAGGCAAGGAGAGUUUCCUGUUGGGACGCGAGGGAUACGAUCUGUCGGACUACCCCAAGAGGGGCGAUUUGCAUGACGGGGACUCCCAUUUCACCGACGGUCCCCCCCGCUGGAAGACAUACGAGAGCAACCCCAUGAGAAGCGAAUCCAAAUUUGGUUUCGACAGGUUCAAGGGGUCGGAUGGACUGGGUUUGUUGGAUGGUGAACCGGACUUCCAUCUGAAGGGCUUGGAGCAUUUCAAGCCACGUGCGUCACCGUUCGCUUCGUCUGCUGGCACCUCGGGUCUGCACGGGGCGGCAGAGAUGUCGAUGCAAUCGCUUUUACAAGAGCAAAGCCAGCAGGAUCGUUUCGACAUGUCCGAGCACUACCCUCAAUUUGACGGCGGGCAGGUAGACACUGAUGCCCUGCUCUUAGGACUGGAAAGGCACACGAUGCACAGGCCUUCCGCGGAUGUCCACUUUAACAACAGCAUGAUGAUGUCGGACCCGUACAGCACGGUGGAGAGCGCGGACCAGAAGCUGCUACAAUACACUGCUCUUGCGGCGUCUGCGGCGCAAGCCCAACCAACCGGAGGCAGGACCUCUGAUUCUUCGCCGUGGCCGUCUUCUACGGCGUCGGAUAUGAAGACGUCUAUAAAGGCUGAUGAUGUAUUCUCUUCGCCGCUGUUGAAAAGCAGCAGCAACAGCAUCUCAUUUUUGGAACGUCUUUUGGACAAGUCCUUCGACAACAGCGACGCCGCUUUGGAAUCUUCCAUAGCCGAAGCAACUGCCCAGUUCCAGAAAUCGUUGCAGUUGAGUGCGGAGCAGCAUUUGCACAGUCAACCGCGAAGGGAGGUCCAAACGCAGUUGCAGUCCCAUCUCAUCCUACAGUCGCACCUGCAAAGUGAAUUGCAGGCACAGAUGCACGGUAGACACGGGCAUUCUCAUGGAUCGCUAAAUAUGCAUCACAAGCUGAAGUCCCAUAUACCGUUGAAGUCUCAGCAUCAUUUGAGGUCGCACCUUCCAAGCAAGACUCAACAGUUAAAGUCGCACCAGCCGAGCAAACUUCACCAGUUAAAGCUGCAGUCGCACAAGCUGCAGCCACUGAAGUCACAACCGCCGAGCAAACUUCAGCUACCGUUAAAGAUCCAACCCCCGUUGAAGUCACACCCGCAGAUAAAGCCGCCGAUGGGUCCGAAGAGCCAAACACCACUGCCGUUCCAGAUGCAAUCUCCCUCAUCGCUGCAUGCGAGUCUACACUUAACGAUGCAUCCUCAAUUGCCACUUCAGCUGCAACCGCAGCCUAACCAACCCAUUCCCAAGACCAUUGACCUGCAAUGGCAAUACAUGGAUUUCCACGGGCUGGUGCAUGGACCGUUUUCUUCAAAGCAAAUGUACACGUGGUACAUCAACAACUUCUUCAACCCCAACCUGAAGAUGCGCUACAACCAGAGUAUGCAGUGGACGCCAUUCAGGGAACUCUACCCCGUAACCUCCCGAGCCUUCGUGGAGAACCCGGUAGGGUACAGCCCGGAGACACCAAGUACCACAACUCAACAACAGGCCCCUGAGACCCCCAAUGUCGUUGUCACGGCGCCGACUACGGAGAACUCAGAGGAGCCGGUCGCUGCUGAGGCUGAGGCGCCGACUAACGAGUCGCCGCAAAUCUCCAGCCACCGGUGGAACAAGCCUGACGAGCUUAAGGUGGAUUCUUUGCUGGACAUAAUGGAGAAGCAGAAGCUUCAAAGCGCUCCUAAGGAGGCGCCCAAGGCCGCUGCCUCGCCCGAUGUGCCCAAGCCCUCUCCUGGGUGGAAGGUGGCCGACAGCGUUGCUGAGCCCUCCCCCGUGGCGUCCGAAGACUUCCCCUCUCUGGCCCUCGGCGUGGAGAAGGCCACGAAGCCGCGGAAAAAACUGACUGGAACACCUUCGCAACAAGGUAGCACCAUGACCUUAAAGGCGUUUAUGAAGCAUCAGGCGCAGGCUCCUGAUAACAGCAGAGUGCAACCUAGGGAGUCAUUUGCGAGUAAGCUGAUGGGUAACAACAAGUGA